Zea mays is the source of this 1322-nucleotide messenger RNA. RefSeq lists its product as uncharacterized. The coding region runs from base 60 to 1094 and encodes 344 amino acids. NCBI's taxonomy places the organism in Eukaryota, Viridiplantae, Streptophyta, Magnoliopsida, Poales, Poaceae. The transcript has a single exon. The record is from RefSeq and is marked provisional. Gene Ontology annotation, molecular function: NAD binding; oxidoreductase activity; NADP binding.
AUUUGCGACAAUUCACCUGCAUACAGGGGCAGCAUAUCUAGCAGCUACUCCGCCCCCAAAUGCUCGCCGGCAUAUCCCGUUUCCUCACUCGCCGCCGCCGCCCGCCCUUUCCGCUUGCCGCUACCGCCGCUGCAGCAGCCAUGUCGUCGUCGUCGUCCACGGCAGCGAACAUCUCCGAGCGUCCGAUCUCUCCGGACACCACCCGCGUGGCCUGGGUGGGGACGGGCGUCAUGGGCCAGUCAAUGGCCGGCCACCUCCUCGCCGCCGGCUACGCUCUCACCGUAUUCAACCGGACGGCAUCCAAGACCCAGGGCCUCGUCUCCCGCGGCGCCAGCCUCGCGGACAGCCCGCGCGCGGCCGCCGCGGCUGCCGAUGUCAUCUUCCUCAUGGUCGGCUUCCCCUCCGACGUCCGCUCCACCGCCCUCGAUCCAUCCACAGGCGCCCUCUCUGGCCUCACCCCAGGCGGUAUCCUAGUCGACAUGACCACCUCCGACCCCACCCUCGCCGCCGAGAUAGCCGCGGCCGCGGCCGCCGCCGGCUGCUCGGCCGUCGACGCCCCCGUCUCCGGCGGUGACCGAGGGGCCCGCAACGCCACCCUCUCCAUCUUCGCUGGCGGCGACGCCGCCGUCGUUGCUCGCCUGGCGCCGCUCUUCAAGCUCAUGGGAAACGCGCUGUACAUGGGCGGGCCCGGCGCGGGGCAGCGCGCGAAGCUGGGCAACCAGAUCGCCAUCGCAUCCACCAUGGUAGGGCUCGUGGAGGGCAUGGUGUACGCGCACAAGGCCGGGCUGGACGUGGCCAAGUGGCUGGAGGCCAUCUCCACCGGCGCAGCCGGGUCCAAGUCGCUGGAACUGUAUGGGAAGCGGAUCCUGGAGAGGGAUAUGGCGGCUGGCUUCUAUGUCCGGCACUUCGUCAAGGACCUCGGUAUCUGCCUGUUGGAAUGCCAGGCCAUGGGGCUGUCGCUGCCGGGGCUCGCCCUCGCGCAACAGCUGUACGUGUCGCUGAUCGCGCACGGCGAGGGCGGGCUCGGUACACAGGCGCUUAUACUGGCCGUCGAGCGGCUGAACAACACCAGCCUCGAGAAGAAGGACGAAUGAAAGGCCCCAGGCUCUAGCUUUGAUGAACUUGUGGGAAGCUUUGCUUGGUGCCUUGGUGCAAGUAUGCAAGAUCGAGGUGACUGUUAAGUUGUCUUUCAGAGUUCUACAGUUGUUCACUUUUGUAGUAGUAUAUAUGUUAUGCACUUGUGCAAAAAAUUGUGCUGGCUUGGAUGAUUGCUUAGCUCUACCUGUUUACAUCCGCCACCGGUUCAAAUAAGAUUUUACAAA